UCUCGGAGGGGUAAUGAUUUCUUUUAUUGUUGGCGGUGAGGGUGAGAGGAAGUGAUUUAAUUCAAUUCCUCUCUUCAUUGUGCUCGGAGGGUAUCUCGUGUAUAUAGUAAAAAUUUCAUACUAAUGACCUCCGAAACCCCUAUCCACGCCGAAGAGACGGCGGAGACGGCACCGCUACUUAGGCCGAAUACCUCCAAUGUCAGCAACGGCGUGCAAGUGAAUUCCAAUGGCACAUUUCCAGACUCCAGUAAAUCAGUCGUGAGCAUAAGUGCCACAGAAGACGUAGAAAACGGCCAAACCAGCGACUCCGACGGCGACGCGCCGAAAGAGGAUGCGCCAAAAUUGAAAGUUAACAUGAAGGCGCUGUUGCCGGCAUUAGCCAUUGGUAUCUUCCUCGUAGCAAUGGACCAAACCCUCACAAUAGCCACCUACGGAAAAAUCGGCAGCGACCUCAACGCAUUAAACUCCACAAGUUGGAUAUCAACAUCGUACUUCCUCACCCUAACCGCCUUCCAACCGCUCUACGGACGGUUAUCCGAUAUUUUCGGGCGUAAGGAAGCCCUACUUUUUGCUUACGCUGUGUUUGGUAUCGGAUGUCUGGGGUGUGGUCUAUCGCGGGAUAUACUGCAGUUAUGUAUCUCGCGCGCGGUGGCGGGGGUCGGAGGUGGGGGGAUGAAUGCCGUGGUUACGAUUCUUAUGACGGAUAUUGUCGCGCUUAGGGAUAGGGGCGUUUGGCAGGGGUAUAUUAAUAUCGUGUUCGCGAGCGGUAUGUCCUCCGGCGCACCUAUCGGUGGGCUUGUCGCUGAUAGUAUUGGAUGGCGGUGGGCGUUUGCCGGACAGUUCCCCAUCGCCAUGGUUGCGUGGCUCGCCGUAUUCUUCGUGCUAAAUUUGCCGAGGAUCGAUCAUAGUCAUUGGACUGCUAAGGUGCUUAGGAUUGAUUUCUUGGGCGCGUUUGUGUUGGUUGCGGCGGUUUUUGCGCUGUUGUUUGGACUGGAUAAUGGGAGUAAUGAGGGUUGGGAUAGGAGCUGGACCGUUGUGCCGUUGGCGCUGACGCCGUUGUUGUUUGGUCUGUUUUUGCUGAUUGAGACGAAAGUCGCGGCGGAGCCCUUUGCGCCUGGGCAUAUCAUCAUGGAUCCCCCAUUGCUUGCAGCGUAUGGAGCGAAUUUGUUCGGUGUCGCGGCGCAGAUUAGUGUGCCGUUCUUCCUUGCGCUGUUCUUCCAGGCUGCUAUGGGGUUGUCGGCGACUGUGUCAGGACUCUUGUUCUUGCCUAGCACGUUCUUUGGGCUGGCGGGUUCAUUGUCGGGAGGGUUGUUGAUGCGCCGGACGGGGAAAUAUUAUUGGCUCACGAUGUUCGGGUAUGGGAUUAUGGUUUUGAGUGUGGUGCCAAUGGUGAUGUUCACAGGCGCAGUAGCGAAAUCAACACUGGGGGUUGUUUUGGGUUCUUGUAUUCUGGCUUAUGGGUCCGGGAUGUCAAUAACAACAACCCUAAUCGCCAUAAUCGCUAACACAUCAACCCCCGACGUCGCCGUCGCCAUCGCGUGCUCAUACCUCUUCCGCUCUCUCGGCUCAUCUCUCGGCAUCAGCACAUCCACCGCUGUCCUGCAACAAGUCCUCCGCACCGGCCUCGCUGAAUCUCUAGGUGCGGACGGUGGUAGGGCGAAAGAGAUCGAGGAAGGAGUUCGCCAGAGUCUGGAUUAUAUCCGUGGGCUUGAACCGGCGGUUGCGGAGGUAGUCAGGGCGUGUUAUGCGGUUGCUGUACAGUGGGCUUAUGCCCCCGUCGCGAUUAUGGCGGUUAGUGCGCUAGCAGCGGCGGCGUUUGUUAGGGAGAAGAAGUUGGAGGGGCGCUAAACUAUCUGGUAGGGGUUCAGGGGGGCUUGAGUGGAAUAAGAUGAUCUAUAAUAAGGGAAGAGAUAGACACGGUUGACGCCGUUGUCUAGGUUUUGUUGAGAAGUUGAGCGUUUUAAAGCAUAUAAACUGGCCUUGGGGUGAGCGAAGUCAUAUUAGCAUUUUCAAACAAUUUAUACCAACAAACCAAGUUGUUUUACGAAGCUAGAAGUAAGCGGUUAAUAGAAAUCCAGUGGAAGGUAUUGAUACGAGUAAUAGUGUAAAGGACGAGACGAACGAGUUGAUAUAUGCCACGACUCCUCAAAUAUUACGGACAGUCGAUAUUCCGAG
Molecule: messenger RNA, 2175 nt
Organism: Hypoxylon trugodes
Lineage: Eukaryota; Fungi; Ascomycota; Sordariomycetes; Xylariales; Hypoxylaceae
Product: MFS general substrate transporter
Exons: 3
Coding region: 124-1848 (574 amino acids)
Biological process (GO): transmembrane transport; basic amino acid transport
Cellular component (GO): fungal-type vacuole membrane
Molecular function (GO): basic amino acid transmembrane transporter activity
Source: RefSeq, a predicted model, not a curated record